Molecule: messenger RNA, 1988 nt
Organism: Lottia gigantea (owl limpet)
Lineage: Eukaryota; Metazoa; Mollusca; Gastropoda; Lottiidae
Exons: 3
Molecular function (GO): protein binding
Source: RefSeq, a predicted model, not a curated record
UCUUGUUUGUGAGGAAAGUUGCAAAAAAUAUACGAAGGUUAUGGCAUUUUUUAUGGAAUAAUUACACAUGAAAAAUGUCGUAGAUUUUGGAAUAAACAUUCGAGAAUAUGGAGAAGUUGAAUUAAGAUCUAAACAGACUGCAUAAAGAUUGACCAUCUGUGGACAUACUAGAUGUCUCUUCGGUGUAAAUGCCGAGAAAAUUGGUGAGUAAAAGACGCAAGAAAAGACCUCGCAACAUGGCAGAAGGUCAAGAUAUAACAAAUGGAGAGAUUUUCCGUGUUGAGGAAAGACCAGAGCAUGGUAUGAAGCUGUUACAGGGCUUGAAUAAAUUAAAGAAUGAUAGAAUUUUAUGUGAUGUUACUUUGAUAGCUGAGAGUCAUAAGUUUGAAGUGCAUCGUGUAAUUCUGGUGUCAUGCUCUGAUUAUUUCCGUUCUAUGUUCACGAGCGGAAUGAGAGAGAGCAAACAGAAGGAGAUAGAGUUGAAAGGAAUCACGGCCAAGGGUCUGGAGAAGGUCAUUGAGGUCAUUUACACCUCAACUACAACUCUGGAGGGCGACGAUAUCUUUGACGUCAUUGCUGCCGCGACACAUCUUCAAGUCACACCAGUUAUAGAAUUCUGUGAACGUAAUUUCCUGAGCGGUAUGACCACGUCGAAUUUUUACGAUUUUAUAAACACCGCCAAGUUGUACAGUAUGAAUAACGCUUUAAAACAGAUCGAUGUUUUCAUAGCGAAAAAUUUAAUGCAAAUAGCAAAAGAAGGAACUCUAAAUCUUUUAACCUAUGAACAAAUGAGUAACUGUUUAAACAGCGAGAAGUUGUUUUUACGCGAGAUUGACAUUUUUCAUAUAACCUGGGAAUGGCUUCGACAGGAUGCAAACCAAGAAGAGCAUGCGUGGCAAUUAAUGAAAUUGAUUAGGUUUCCAUUAAUUAACCCGUCAGACCUAGUACAACAUGUUCAGCGUGUGGAGACAAUGAUGUCGAACCCAGAUCUACGACAAAUGGUAUUAGGUGCGUUAAAUUAUCACGUAGUUCCCCAUUCCCAACCUUUCACAGUAUCAAGUAGUGUACAGUUACGUUCUUACGUGGAGAGGUUAAUAAGUGUCGGGGGUCGCGAGAUUCACCCCAACCCUUGUCUACACGACGGCAUUAUAGUGUUUGAUUCUAAAGUGACCUCAAACAGUCUUCUGAACAGACAAGAGAAGGCAACUCUUCCUAGUGCUUUGAGUCACAUGCAAGUGGUGGUCUAUAAUAAUUUCCUUUAUGUGCUUGGUGGAUGUAUAACACAGUGUGCGCAUGGUGAAUCGGCUGUUAAUUCCGUACUGCGUUAUGACCCAAGAUUUGACAGUUGGUAUCAAGUAUGUCCUAUGUUGAAUAAAAGAGCGUAUUUUUUCGCUGGAGCCUUGAAUAACAAAAUUUAUGCAGUCGGCGGUAAAUUUAAAGAUGGUAGCUUAGCAACAGCCGAAUGUUAUGAUCCCGCAGAAAAUACGUGGGAGUUGAUAACAUCAAUGCCGAUGUCUUAUCAUGCGCAUGCUGGUGCCGUGUUUGAGCGAUACAUUUAUAUAUCUGGAGGAUACAGUGGGAAUCAUUUUACCCCGGACAUGCAGCGAUACGACCCACAAACCAAUCAGUGGGAGGACAUGGCCCCAAUGUUGACCCCAAGAGGUUGGCAUGUGAUGUGCGCGGCACAAGAUAAACUGUUUGUGUUCGGAGGUUGUAAUUUGAAUGUGAAUCAAGCUGCCCAGCCGGUGAUGCAGUCAGAAUGCUAUCAUCCUGCUAUGGACCAAUGGACAAUCAUUGCCCCUUUAUCAAUAUCUCAUAAAGAGGCUUCGUGUGUCGUGUAUAAUGAUCAAAUUUACGUGUUGGGAGGGUAUAAUGUACAAACUAAAACGGGACAAAAAUUGGUAUCUAAGUAUGAUAUUUAUACUGGAAUAUGGGAGACAGUCGGCGCCCUACCCCGCAGUCUAACAGGCGUGGGGUAUUGUACACUA